Molecule: messenger RNA, 2341 nt
Organism: Micropterus dolomieu (smallmouth bass)
Lineage: Eukaryota; Metazoa; Chordata; Actinopteri; Centrarchiformes; Centrarchidae
Gene: ddx23
Product: DEAD (Asp-Glu-Ala-Asp) box polypeptide 23
Biological process (GO): mRNA splicing, via spliceosome
Cellular component (GO): catalytic step 2 spliceosome
Molecular function (GO): ATP binding; RNA binding; RNA helicase activity
Source: RefSeq, a predicted model, not a curated record
GAGCGUUACUUGGGUGGGCUCAAGAAACGCCGUAGAACCCGUCACCUGAAUGACAGGAAGUUUGUGUUUGAGUGGGAUGCUUCUGAAGACACUUCAGUUGACUACAACCCAAUUUACAAAGAAAAGCAUCAGGUACAGCUGUACGGGCGAGGCUUCAUCGCCGGCAUCGACUUGAAGCAGCAGAAAAGAGACCAGUCACGUUUUUAUGGUGACCUGAUGGAGAAAAGACGCACACUGGAAGAGAAGGAGCAGGAAGAGGUAAGACUGAAGAAGAUGCGUAAGAAGGAAGCCAAGCAGCGCUGGGACGACAGACAUUGGUCUCAGAAGAAGCUGGACGAGAUGACGGACAGAGACUGGCGAAUCUUCAGAGAGGACUACAGCAUCACCACCAAGGGAGGAAAGAUCCCGAACCCCAUCAGGAACUGGAAGGAGUAUUCGCUGCCCGCACACAUCCUGGAGGUCAUCGACAAAUGUGGCUACAAGGAUCCGACACCUAUUCAGAGGCAGGCCAUUCCCAUUGGUUUACAGAACCGUGACAUCAUUGGUGUGGCUGAGACAGGUAGCGGUAAAACAGCUGCUUUCCUUAUUCCACUGCUGGUCUGGAUUACUACCCUGCCAAAGAUUGACAGGAUUGAAGAUUCAGACCAGGGUCCGUAUGCUGUGAUCCUGGCCCCGACUCGUGAGUUGGCGCAGCAGAUUGAAGAGGAGACCAUCAAGUUCGGUAAACCGCUUGGCAUCCGCACAGUGGCUGUGAUUGGAGGAAUCUCCAGAGAGGACCAGGGCUUCCGUCUCAGGAUGGGCUGUGAGAUUGUGAUCGCCACCCCUGGUCGUCUGAUCGACGUGUUGGAGAACCGGUACCUGGUCCUGGGCCGCUGUACCUACGUGGUACUGGAUGAGGCCGAUCGUAUGAUUGACAUGGGCUUCGAGCCCGACGUCCAAAAGAUUCUGGAGUACAUCCCAGUGACCAAUCAGAAGCCAGACACUGAGGAAGCAGAGGACCCUGAGAAGAUGAUGAUGAACUUUGAAUCUGGAAAACAUAAAUACAGACAAACGGUCAUGUUCACAGCUACUAUGCCUCCUGCUGUGGAGAGACUGGCCCGGAGCUACUUGAGGCGUCCUGCUGUCGUGUACAUCGGGUCUGCUGGCAAACCUCAUGAGAGAGUGGAACAGAAAGUCUUGCUUAUGUCCGAGGGAGAGAAGAGGAAGAAGCUGCUGGAGGUGUUGUCGCAUGGCUUCGAGCCUCCCAUCAUCAUCUUUGUCAACCAGAAGAAGGGUUGUGACGUGCUGGCCAAGUCUCUGGAGAAGAUGGGGUACAAUGCUUGCACGCUGCACGGUGGCAAAGGCCAGGAGCAGAGAGAGUUUGCGCUGUCCAAUCUCAAGGCAGGAGCCAAAGACAUCUUGGUGGCUACAGAUGUUGCUGGUCGAGGUAUCGAUAUCCACGACGUCUCUAUGGUGCUUAACUACGACAUGGCUAAGAACAUUGAAGACUACAUCCAUCGUAUCGGUCGUACGGGUCGUGCUGGUAAGAGUGGUGUGGCCAUGACUUUCCUCACUAAAGAGGACUCGGCGGUGUUCUACGACCUGAAGCAGGCCAUCCUCGAGAGCCCGGUGUCCACCUGCCCUCCAGAGCUGACCAACCACCCGGACGCUCAGCACAAACCUGGAACCAUCCUGACCAAAAAGAGACGAGAGGAGACCAUCUUUGCCUGAUUUACCCUGAACUCUAUCCAUUUGAACACACAUACACACACAACUGUGUUUUAAACUGUUGUAUCAUGUUGUAUCUCUACACAAUAUGCAUUUCUGUUUUACUUUCAGGAUUUGGUCUGCAGAUCAUUUCUUAUGUUCUUUUUCAACCUUGCCUCCCCAUGCUUGUCUUUUCAGCCAGUCUGUUCGUAGAAAAGAACACAUUGUUUACUGGUGCAGAACCAUCAAGCACUGGUUUGGGGAUUGUCUGGCUCAAAUGUGGCUAAGACAUAUUGAUGUGUGUGAAUUAGAAUAUUUUUACUCUGUUGAAAAUGUGUAAAUGAGGACUCAGUGGUAGAGGUUUGUUUUGCUUCUGUAAACAAGAGCCAGGAUCAGUGAGCAGGACCCAGAUGAUGUAACUGAUAUGCACUGUUUAAUUGCUACUCUUCAUAUCAAAUGUGAUAAAUACCAGCCAGGAUGAGUGUAGAUGAGUAGUAAGUGCAUUUUAUUAUUUGUAUGUUAUCAUAGUUUUCUGACUGUUAAAGAGACGAUGGCCGUUUCUUUCGCUUCAGAUGCAUCCUCUGGCUAAAUUGCAAUUCAUCAUUUUAAAUAUAAACAUUUGUAUGAAGUGAAUACAGUAAAUUUGUCAAAUUUA